Molecule: messenger RNA, 774 nt
Organism: Centrocercus urophasianus (Greater sage-grouse)
Lineage: Eukaryota; Metazoa; Chordata; Aves; Galliformes; Phasianidae
Gene: PIRT
Product: phosphoinositide interacting regulator of transient receptor potential channels
Exons: 2
Coding region: 32-457 (141 amino acids)
Biological process (GO): phosphatidylinositol-mediated signaling; positive regulation of cation channel activity
Molecular function (GO): phosphatidylinositol bisphosphate binding; transmembrane transporter binding
Source: RefSeq, a predicted model, not a curated record
UCGGUGCAGCCAGACAGAAGCAGAGCUCAGCAUGGUCUCCUCCUCAGAUCCUGCUGUCAUGGAAAAUCCCCCCCAGAGCCCUAAUGGGAGCCUGAAGUCCCCCCCGUCCAAGGAGCUGCUGACCAGCAACACGGCCAGCACGCUGUGCAUCAGCUCCCGCAGCGAGUCUGUCUGGACCAAUACCUCCAGGAGCAAGUGGGACAUCUACCACAAGCCCAUCAUCGUCAUGUCCGUCGGAGCUGCCAUCUUCCUCUUUGGAACAGUCAUUACCACCUUGUCGUGCUUUGAAAUCAAGAACAAGAAUGUGUACAAAAUGUGCGGCCCUGCAUUCCUGUCCAUGGGACUGAUGCUCCUUGUCUGUGGCCUCGUCUGGAUCCCCAUCAUCCGCAAGAAGCAGAAGCAGAGGCAGAAGUCACACUUCCUGCAGAGCCUCAGGUCCUUCUUCUUCAACCGCUGAGCACCUCCCAGGAAGGCCCCACCCCACUCGUCAUGUUAGCCGUAAAAAGAAGCGUUCUCGUGUACUCUCCUAGAGGAAUUCAUCCCAGUCCCUUCCCUAUAAGACAGGACAUGCUGUACCAUCCCCAGCAUGAAAGUGAACUUCAUAUUUUGCCCAGGGAAUCUCAGAAAAAAAGAGAUCAGGACUUGAUGGUGAACCCAGUGCCCCGCAUCACCUCACCAUGCAAUGGCCAACCCAACACAUGCUGUGCAAUGGCCAACCCCACAUGUGCCAUGCAAUGGCCAAACCAACACAUGAAGGGGAAAGCAGAGCUUCUG